Molecule: messenger RNA, 1727 nt
Organism: Ricinus communis (castor bean)
Lineage: Eukaryota; Viridiplantae; Streptophyta; Magnoliopsida; Malpighiales; Euphorbiaceae
Product: dof zinc finger protein DOF2.5
Exons: 2
Coding region: 293-1225 (310 amino acids)
Biological process (GO): regulation of DNA-templated transcription
Molecular function (GO): DNA-binding transcription factor activity; DNA binding
Source: RefSeq, a predicted model, not a curated record
AAAUGUACAUAUUAAUCCUUGUGUAUGUUUAGUCAAAACAAACACAUCUAUUUCUUUAUUUUAUUUUGUUUUGGGUUUUCUCUUUUAAUUUUCUCUUCUGAUAUACAUACAUCUUCAUAAAGUGAGCCACCACAUAAAGCCAGUGCACAACCAAUCUAAAACAUUCUUUCUUGCACUAAAGAGCAGCUGCAGACAAAGGAGGUGAAUUCUUCCAUCUCUCUUUAUCUAUCUCUCUCUCUCUUUCUCUUUCUGAAGUCAUCACUUUCUUUUCUUUCUUGCUCUUUCUGAAUUUAUGGAUGCUGCUCCAUGGCCACAGGGUUUGCAGGAUAUUAAACUGGUUAAGUCCAUGGAAGAAAUAUCAUCUAAUGCAUGCUCAAGGCCAGUACAAGAGAGAAAAUCAAGGCCUCAGGAGCAAUUGAACUGUCCAAGAUGCAAUUCAACCAAUACCAAAUUUUGUUACUACAACAACUACAGUCUAACUCAACCAAGAUACUUUUGCAAGACUUGCAGAAGGUAUUGGACAGAAGGAGGAUCUCUUAGAAAUGUUCCUGUUGGAGGAGGUUCGAGAAAGAACAAGAGAUCAUCAACAUCAUCUUCUUCUUCAAUAGUACCAGCAUCAUCAUCAGCCUCAAUAUCUGAGCUUCCUGAUCUAAACCCACCAUGCAUUUCACAGUUUUCCUCUCAAAACCCUAAGAUUCAUGAAGGGCAAGAUCUUAAUCUGGCUUUCUCUGCAGCUAUGCCGGACAGUCAAGGUAUAUCUUAUUUUCUUGAGGUACCCAGCACUGAAAACAUGAACAACAACAUCAACACUCAACAUAACUCUUCUUCUUCUUCUUCUUCUUCUUCUUCUACUUCUUCUUCAUAUACUUCAGCUUUGGAGCUGCUAAGAACUGGAAUUGCUUCAAGGGGUUUGAAUUCUUUCAUUCCAUCACCGAUGCCGGAUUCAAACACACUGUACUCUUCAGGGUUUCCAAUGCAAGAAUUCAAGCCAACACUUAGUUUUGCGGUUGAAGGGCUUGGACUUGGGAAUAGAUACGGGGUCCGAGAAAACGAUGGAAGAGUUUUCUUUCCUUUAGGAGAGUUAAAAAAUCUUUCAAGCCCAAGUCAUCAUCACGAAGUUGAUCAAAAUAAGGGACAAGGGACUAGUGCUGCUGCUGCUACUACUACUACCUCUUCAACUGGAUUUUGGAAUGGAAUGUUUGGCGGGGGUGGAGGAUCGUGGUAAAUAAAUCAAAGAUCAAGAAAGACAAGAAGACCAAGAAACUACUUUUGUAUCUUCUUCUCUUUUCUCUUCUAUUACCUUUUACUUUUACAUGGUCGUUUACGUGUUGAAAGUUGUCCAGGACUAACAGAUAGGGAUUCUUCUCUUCUCUUCUCUUUCAUUACUAUUUUUGAGCAGUUGUAAAAAAAUUUUGAAGCUCAUUUGCUUUGGCUUCAAAAGGGUUUUCCUUUACACAUUUAUAUAUAAUUGGUGUGAGAGUGAGAGAUAGAAGAAGAUGUGAAUACAAGUCUAAUGUGGGUUUUCUUUCAUGGCAGCAUAGCAUGGACUGUAUUCAUAAAUUCUUCUAUCUGAAUUAGAUCAAGUACCUGCGCUCUUGUUGUAUUUGGUUUCCACUUUCCAGAGUUGGGCCUCAGUUUAUAUUUUUGUUUAUUCAAUGCGAAACUGAGAUUUCAUAUCACAUCAUAUCAAACUUCGAUUCAGCCAAUGAUAUUCUUUCUUUACUUAA